UCUCUUUCUUCACUGCUCCUUAUCCUCAAUUCCUCACCCCUCACCUCUUUGGGUGUUAAAGCCUUGUCCUCUAAAACCCUUCUUCUUCUUCUUCCUCUUCUAUCUCUUCUAUCUCUUCUAUCUCUUCCUUUCGAUUCAGUAAUGGCUUCUUCUUCAGCCACUUCCCUUUUCAAGCCUUUAUCCAAGCCGGAUUCUUGCUUUCUCUCUUUACCUUCUCUAUUCACCGGCAGACCCCCACAUACUUUCCUCUCUUUCCCUUCAAAAUUCAUCCCCUUUCAUCUUUCCUCUUCGUCUUCCUAUUCUUCAGGCUUUUCCCCUUCGAAGAAGAAACCCCAUCUUCCCUCUGUAGCUCAAACUUCCGACUGGGCUCAAGAAGAUGACACUAUCACCAUUGACCCAAAACUCGACAACGACGAAAAUGGGGGAGAAGAAGGCGGCCCCCAUUGGGAAAAUGAAGAGCUCAGUGAAACUGAGUCUCGUAUUUCUGAUUGGGAAGGUGAAGGUGAAGAUGGAGGAAGUGAGGCUGAAGUAGGAGGAGAUGAAGAAGAAGACGAAGAAGGGGAACAAGGACCUUAUGAAGAGCCAAACGAAGAUGCUAAAUUGUUUGUUGGGAAUUUGCCUUAUGAUAUUGACAGUGAAAAGUUAGCAAUGCUCUUUGAGAAGGCUGGAACCGUGGAGAUUGCUGAGGUUAUUUACAACAGAGAAACAGAUCGGAGUCGUGGUUUUGGGUUUGUGACAAUGAGUACUGUUGAAGAAGCCGAGAAAGCUGUGGAUACCUUCAACCGUUAUGAUUUAUCCGGGAGGCUAUUGACUGUUAAUAAGGCUGCUCCAAGAGGUUCAAGGCAAGAACGCGAACCUCGACCAUUCCAACCCACUUUCAGAAUCUAUGUAGGCAAUCUUCCAUGGGAUGUAGACAAUGGACGCUUGGAGCAACUCUUUAGUGAACAUGGUAAAGUAGUAGACGCUCGGGUUCUUUAUGACCGAGACAGUGGCCGUUCUCGAGGCUUUGGCUUUGUGACCAUGGCUGAUGAAACUGGAAUGAAUGAUGCCAUUGCUGCUCUGGAUGGACAGAGUCUAGAUGGAAGGGCAAUCAGAGUAAAUGUUGCUGAGGAAAGACCAAGGCGCAACUUCUGAGCCUAACCAUGAUGAAUCCAAAAAAAAGCCCUUUUCUUCUUCUAUUGUUCUAUGUUCCUUUUUUUUCCUUUUUGUUUUCCCAGAAAGUAUAGGUGAGUUUUGUAGUGCCAUUGUUUAGCCACCUUAUUACAGUGUAAUUUUAUUUCUUUUAUGCUUCUAAAAUUUCAAGUUUUCUAUUAUUUUGGAUAAUGUACGAUUUCCAAGUUUCGUGCGAUACCCUUCUUUAGUCCUUUUGAUUUAUCAAUUAGAAUUGUGUCAAUGUUUUGAUA
Cucumis sativus (cucumber) is the source of this 1403-nucleotide messenger RNA. RefSeq names its product 28 kDa ribonucleoprotein, chloroplastic. Lineage: Eukaryota; Viridiplantae; Streptophyta; Magnoliopsida; Cucurbitales; Cucurbitaceae. The record is from RefSeq and is a predicted model, not a curated record. The transcript has 4 exons. Gene Ontology annotation, molecular function: mRNA binding. Gene Ontology annotation, cellular component: cytosol. The coding region runs from base 142 to 1134 and encodes 330 amino acids.